Staurois parvus is the source of this 843-nucleotide messenger RNA. The record is from the annotation of a GenBank genome assembly. Lineage: Eukaryota; Metazoa; Chordata; Amphibia; Anura; Ranidae.
CGCCUAAGCUGGAUCCAGUACAUAGCAUCCAAAAGAGCGCGGUUUGGCAUCAAAUUCUACAUGCUCUGCGAGUCAUCCACCGGGUACAUCUGGAAUUCGGUCAUUUACACUGGUAAAGGCACGCAGUUCAACCCCAGGUACAGCGACUAUGGGAUGGCCACAUCAUCUGUCCUUACACUGCUGGAGCCGUUGCUGAACCAGGGAUAUUGUGUGACCACGGACAACUUUUACACGUCUCUGGAACUGUAUGAGGUUUUGAUAAAAAACAAGACCGAUGCUUAUGGUACAGUCAAGUCUAAUCGACGUGGCAUGCCAUCUACGUUUGCCAAGAAACAACUCAAAACCGGAGAAAUAAUUGCCUGGCAAAAGGGUAAGAUGAUGGCAAUGCGAUGGCGAGACAAGAAGGACGUGUGUCUCAUGAGCACUGUGCAUAAUUUGUCCACUGGCAUGGUCCACACAAGAGGUGGGAAAGAUGAGCUGAAGCCGCAACUCGUGAUAGACUAUAAUAACACCAUGGGAGGUGUGGACAGAGCCGAUCAGACAAUGACAUUUUAUCCGGCUAUGCGCAAACAACAAAAAAAAUAUUAUCAGAAGAUAUUAAGGCAUCUUCUUGAACAAUGCCUUUGGAACUCAUACAUCCUUCACAGAGCAAAGAGUGACAAGCCUCUUAUUCAUUCUGAGUUUAUCUGGAAGGUGGCUGAGCAGAUUUUUAUCAACUACCAAACGCCAUCAGUAGCCAUGAACAGAUCUGGACAUCGUGCUGUUGACGUCAAUCCAGAACGCCUGACUGGUCGCCAUUUCAUGGACUACUUCCCGCCAACCACAAAAAAGGCAGCACCUACC